Branchiostoma belcheri (Belcher's lancelet) is the source of this 2240-nucleotide messenger RNA. Its product is annotated as tripartite motif-containing protein 2-like. Gene Ontology annotation, cellular component: nucleoplasm; chromatin. NCBI's taxonomy places the organism in Eukaryota, Metazoa, Chordata, Leptocardii, Amphioxiformes, Branchiostomatidae. Gene Ontology annotation, biological process: positive regulation of DNA-templated transcription. Bases 207 to 2240 code for a protein of 677 amino acids. The transcript is spliced from 2 exons. Gene Ontology annotation, molecular function: ubiquitin-protein transferase activity; zinc ion binding; protein binding. The record is from RefSeq and is a predicted model, not a curated record.
CACUGCCUGAUGGAUCAAGUUUGAAAAGAAUGUCGUCAGCAGGUAUCACCUAGCAACGUGUUUGCCUUUGUCACAUGAUACGAGUGAAACCAACUUCCAAGAAGAAAUUUGCUCGAGCCGAUCGCGAAUCACUCCGUUGUUAAGGGCUGAAAUUGUCGACUACGUUCGGUCAAGAACGCUAACUCUUUGAGUUCUAACACUACAAGAUGGCGAGUCUCAUGCCAGACGAUUUUGACGAGGAGUUUCUAACGUGCGCGAUCUGCAUGCUGAACUUCCGGGACCCCAAAAUCCUGCCAUGUCUGCACAGCUUUUGUAGGGAGUGUCUGCAAGAAUGGGCCACCAAACAACAGCCGCUGGAGUGUCCAACCUGCCGCGAACCGGUCAGGCUGCCAGACCAAGGUGUGGACGGACUCAGGACCAACUUCUACGUCAACAACCUGCUGGACUUCGCGGCGGCCAAGAAAGGGGCGGAGCCAGAUCACGAAGUUACCGGCGAAGAAACCCUCAAGGCUGAAGAAGGUAUGAGUAACUUCCACCGUAAGCGACACUGCGACAAGCACAAGAAGUACGAGCUAGAGUUCUACUGUGAGAGCUGCAAAGCUUUGGUGUGUACGGCGUGUACCGUGGUCGACCACCGGCCGGGCAAAGAUCACAAUCCCGUAGAAAUCGCUACUGUUGCUCAAGCGAGAAAAGAAACGCUGCAAGGACUUCUGCACAGCAUAGACCCGCGUCUAAAGGAAAUGCAGGAUGCUGUGAAAGAAGCUGAUAGAAAGAUUUCUAUCUUGAUCCCUGCGAAAGAAGCAGCUACAGACCAAGCCAAGGCGUACUUCCGUAAACUUGUUGACUUUUUGCAAAAGCGUGAAGAGGUCAUUUUAAGCCAGAUUGACGAACAGUGCCGAGCCGACGGCAAGGCUCUACAGGCAAAGAAGGAAGCGAUAGAGUUCGAGUUGGCCGGACUGACGAGCGCACAGACCUUCUGCCAACAAGCUGUAGAACACGGAAGUGACGUGCACGUUCUGGAGGUGGGAAACCAAGUUCAAACAAGGGUGGAAACUCUGCUGACAAAAGAAGUGGACCUGGAGUCCGACUGGAGAGAGUUUCAAUUCGUUGAGACAACGACUAUCACGGACUUUGAGAAAGAGGCAAAAGAUUUGGGUGACGUCUAUACAAAGGUCGACGUUUCGAAGUGCAAAGUUUCUGUAAAGCCGGCAUUCCAGGGGUGUGAGUGCAUCACUGAACUGACGACACAGAGCAAAGACGGCCGUCUUUAUGUCACAACCAAUAUGAAGGACCCGUCCGAGAAGAAAGUCCCGAUACAACUACAGAUGAAGAGCGGGGGCUUGUGGGAAAUCUCGUACACACCUAAGAUUUCUGGUAAUCAUACGUUAGAGGUCAAGGUCAAUUCGCAACAAAUGCCAGGAAGUCCGUUUGAUGUUGACGUGAAGGGGAACCCCGUGUUGACUAUCGGACAGUACGGCAGCGGGGUGGAGGAACUGGACGGCCCGAUAGGUGUCGCUGUUGAUAAGAACGGUAACAUCGCAGUGGUCGAGCGAGGGAACAAGCGGGUUCAGAUAUUCAAUAAAGACACAGGUCAGCCUUCGCGUAGCUUCCCUGUUGAGGGUAAGAAUCCACAUAGUAUUGAUGUGGACUCCGAGGGGAGGUUUCUUGUGACUUCGUGGGGUAAAAAUUACGGACUAAGACGCUACUCCAAGGAGGGCGAAAUUUUGAACACAUUCAAGCCUGACUGUAUGCACGGCCCGCACGGCGUGACAGUUCUAAAGGACGGCCGCAUGGUGGUGGCGGAUGGCAAGCAGAAGUCGUGUCUCCUCCUGCAGCCUGACGGGAGCCUCAUCCGGGAGAUCGGCAAGGGGCAGUUACAGAACCCAGCGUUCGUGUCGGUAGACGAGUCACGUGAUGUGUUGUUUGUCACAGACAAGAGGGCAAACAAAGUAUUCGCGUUUGACCUUGACGGAAACCUGAAGUUCGAUUUUGGCAGACAAGGUGACAAUGAUGGCGAAUUUCAAGAACCAAAAGGUGUAACGAUAGACCCGACAGGCAACAUCAUUGUAAGUAACGCAGGAGACGGCCGUGUGCAGGUGUUCGCGCCUGACGGGACUUUCAAACAGAAAGUGGGACCAGUCAAAGGGAGGCAUGCCAGCGGAGUCGCUCUGACUCCUGAUGGUUACAUAGCGGUGGCGUGCUAUAGAGGACAUUGUGUAGAACUAUACAGGUACAUGUGA